Messenger RNA from Asterias rubens (European starfish), 3119 nucleotides. RefSeq lists its product as uncharacterized. NCBI's taxonomy places the organism in Eukaryota, Metazoa, Echinodermata, Asteroidea, Forcipulatida, Asteriidae. The coding region runs from base 568 to 1785 and encodes 405 amino acids. The record is from RefSeq and is a predicted model, not a curated record. The transcript has 2 exons.
GUAUUAUUUGCUGUUGAUGUUGUCAACCAGCGUGGCAACAGGAACACAAUGGGGGAAAAUUUUACUUUGAAACACGGACCCACGGUUGACUUGGUACCGUCAGUGAUACGUGCGGAAUAACCUGCUUGGCGACGUGGAAAACUUCCUUGUUAAAACCUCUGUGUUAAAACUAGCUCGGUUUGUCACUCUCACAAGGUCGAUUAUGUUGAUCUGUCUUCUUGCCAAAACAAACCAAAACAUCAACCAAGACUUUGAAAUACUACUGGAGGAAUACUUCUGUUGUUAUGUGGCAUUAAAAACCAGGAAUUCGCGGAUAACUCAAUCACAUGGAGAAUAAUAACACCAUUAAUGUUUCAUCAUGAAUGUUGAGUUAUAUUCAAGUGACACCUUCACCGCAGACUUUGCUGCAUACAAACAGAUUGAAGUACACGCCAACCCUUUAUUGGUGAAACGAAUGAUGCGACCAAACGGAACUUGACAUUUUGAUCAGCAACAUCAUCAUAGUGCUGCGACUUGACUCUCUUUGAUAAGUAACGACGUCAGGAGGUGAUACUUUUAAGAGGAAACAUGGUGAGGGGUUCGUAUAAGUUGGAUCUGAAGAGGGACGAUGCUAGGACGCUGAUGCUGAAAAUGGACGCUCGUCUGACGUACGCCGGCCGCGAACGGAACGUAGCGUACCAGCUUGAGGGCAAACGUGAGCUCAGACAGCUGGAGUCAACUCUGCGUCUACUCAACGCCGAUUUGAACCGAGCACAGAAGAAGAUCCAAAAGCGCAUCGACUUCUUCCAGACCCUACAGAAACAGAACAAGGAGAGGCGUCAGAUGAGGGAGAUUGCAUGGUGCGAAGAGGAAGAGAACGAAUGGGAGAGGGAAACCAGGGCAGCAAGACGACGGAAGAUGUUGCCAAAGAUUGAGAUUCGUGAGAACCACAAGGCCGAGGUUGUAGGGUCCGUUCGGCGAGAUCAGAAGAGGGAAUACGCUAACAAGAUGGCACGAGAGUCUCAUCUUAACAGGUCUCUUAAUGCACUGAGUAAAUCAUACGCCGAACACAGAACUUUGACAGAACGCAAUAGAGCCAAAUUAGAAGAACUUCAAGGUGAAGAUGGAAAUAACAUUCCGAUCAAGCCUACAGGUGCCGCAGGUGAACCUAAGAUAUCAAGAACAAAGACAGCACCAGGACAAAUGAGUCUACCCCAGCUAUUGGGUAAGAUGAGAACAGAUACCUCUCUGCAAAGUGUCCCGCAAAGCCACAAGAUUGUUCGACUACCGGGUGUUAAUACUGGGCACGAAGGCACACCAGCGUUGUACAGCGGACUGGCCAAGAAGAAACCCAAUGAAAUGGUUGGAUCUUUUUACAUGAGCACCAGUACGGCCCAGCAUGAUAAUGGCACGGCACCCCAACGUAGAGUUUUCUUGGUAGAUCCUACUUUGGGUAGUGAAACCGCCCACCACCGGGCUGACAGUAAACGUUCCAGCAAGCCCCAAGUCUCAAAUGCCAAACCCUCAACUAAACGACCAAAGCCACUCUCCACACUCGUUUUCCAACAGAACACGAUCCCGCUCAGAUUCUACGAACAGGAAAAGAAUCCAUUCGAUGGAGGGGACACCAUACCUGCCCUGAAUCGCUCCAUGGACCUUAUUAAUGCUGAUAAGGACGACGAGCUUUAUAUCUGGCUAGGGUUGGAGUCCGAGGAAGAGCUCGAGAGGUUGAGGAGGGGUGAGCUUGUUCUCCAACAAUUCGACGGGGACAACUGUUCAGACGCGAUUAGCAAUGAUGUACCGUGAUUUGGUAAAAUGGAGAUAUUAGGUGAUUCGAGGAUCAUUGGACUUUUGGGACAGUUGCAAAACUCAGAAAACAUCAUCAACUUAUGAGGGAUCAACGAUGGAAUUAUCAACAAUUACAAAAGAUCAAAAUUCAGAUAUGACACAUGUUGGUUAUAGAAACAGUCCAUCCAAAAAGUCAGCCAGUAAUUAUCAUCGUGUACAUAAACACAUAUGUUGUUUUAACAACUAUAGUGUUGGAGUCAUGACUCCAUUAACACGUUAUUGAUAAAUUUCUUCCGUUUAACUCAACUGGCACAGCUUUGUGUGGUAGAUUGACCAAUUUGAAUGCAAAUUAAGUUACUUUCAAAAGAAAAAUAACGAUGAGUGCGACCACUUCUAGGGUGGGAAAAUCGUAUCAUGGACAAAAAACAGUUCAACCCGAUGAGAAUUCUUUUGAGAGCAGGGCCCAAGAGCUCCUUAAGCAGGAAAUAUUGCUUAAGAAUGUUCUGCUUAGCAUAAAUUAGCAGGAUACCAAUUACAAAUUGUACAUGUGACAUGGUAUUUUGGCUGGCUAUCCUUUUUUGGGGAGCCUACUUUUGUUGCUUAUAUUAAGCAGCUCAGAAAUGGGGCCUUGAACUGUUUACACCUACCGCAGGUUGAUCAGGCCAUGGUUUAAAUUUGUUCCUAUUAAAAAGAAAAUUGCCAAUCAUCGAUAACAAACAAGUUAAUUUAAUCCAGGAGGCUAUUAAUAAUAAGGUGUGACACACAAAAUAAAGUGAAAGUACUUUUCCAAGGUAAAUUCGGCACUGGGGAAAACACUAUAAAUUUUACAUUCGGUCAUGCAUCAUCUCGCGAACUAAUAAACACUUUUAUGCAUAAUAAAGUAAUUUUGUCAAGAGCACAUUCUUGGCAGAGUUAUUGAUAUAGGGAGCUACUUCCAAAAAAAAAAAAAAAAAAGGGGUGACACACAUUAUUUGCCCUCACGGAUAUUUCAUUGUCGAUACUUUCCAUCCAGCCGAGUGUAGGCUCGUUAAUCUGGUUUAUUGCAUUUUUGUUUGUACGUUUUGUUUGUGCCAGUUUCUUUGAAUCCGUUGUUGAUACUAGCUUACGAUACGAUCACCCCACGCCGAUGGAGUGGAUACAGCCUUGUAUUUGUUAGUUAGCUUAUUUUGUUGCGCAAACUCAUUUUGUAGCUGUCUUUUAUUUGCUGGAAACGAGUGGAAUGUCUUCCAUUGAUUUUUGUUUGAAACUACUUGCAUGCGGAAGCAAAUAUUGUUAUCUUGUGAAAAAGGGUAUGAAGCUCAUUAGUAAAGUACAAUAUUAUGCAAAUAAAGUACAAUAUUAUGCAAACGAAA